Zonotrichia albicollis (white-throated sparrow) is the source of this 2190-nucleotide messenger RNA. The record is from RefSeq and is a predicted model, not a curated record. NCBI's taxonomy places the organism in Eukaryota, Metazoa, Chordata, Aves, Passeriformes, Passerellidae.
AUGGCCAAAAUCCAGCUAGGCCACCAUCCUUCAUUUGACAAAGGACCAAGAUGGGCUUCCUGGAACACUGGUGUUUUUAUCUGCAUCAGAUGUGCUGGAAUACAUCGAAAUCUUGGGGUUCAUAUAUCAAGGGUCAAGUCUGUCAACUUGGAUCAAUGGACACCAGAGCAAAUACAGUGCAUGCAGGAAAUGGGAAAUACUAAAGCAAGACUACUCUAUGAAGCUAAUCUGCCAGAGAACUUCCGAAGACCUCAAACAGAUCAAGCUGUGGAAUUUUUCAUCAGGGAUAAGUAUGAAAAGAAGAAGUAUUAUGAUAAAAAUGCAAUUAAUGCCUUCAAUAUAUCAUCUGACGCUGCUCAGCCUUUGGCAUCUUCUCCUUCUCUGCAAGCUGCUGCUGAGAAGAGCAAAGCAGAGAAGGAAAAAGAAAAAAAGAAAGAAGAGAAAAAGAGAGAGAAAGAAUCAGAAAAACCAUCAAAACAGUUAACAGCUGAAAAGCCACAGAAGAAAGAGGAUCAGCAAUCAGAAGCUAAAGCAAGUCCAAAAAAGUCAUCAGAACCCACUAUUGACCUCUUAGGACUUGAUGGUCCAGCUGAAGCAUCUGUUACAAAUGGAGGCACUGCUGCUGUCACAGCACUGAAUGAUGACCUGGAUAUCUUUGGCCCCAUGAUCUCUAAUCCUUUACCAGCAGCUGCAGUACCUCCUGCUCAGAGCACUUCCACUAAACCAGCAGCUGCCACCUUGUCUGGAGCAGCCGGGGAUCUUGAUCUAUUUACUGAGCAAACAACAAAAUCCGAAGAGUCAGCGAAGAAACAACUCUCCAAAGACUCCAUUUUAUCACUCUAUGGCACAGGAACAAUGCAGCAGCAAAAUGCUCCGGGCAUGUUCAUGGGUUCGUCUUCUAUGCCAUUUACCACACAACCAUCAACUCACUUUCAAGGCUUUCCAGCCAUGGGAGUUCCUGUGCCAGCAGCAACUGGGAUGAUGGGAAACAUGAUGGGACAAUCAGUGCCAGUCAUGGGACAAAGCACAGGCGUGAUGGUAGGAGUGGGAGUGCCCAAUGGAUUUACUGGUACUGCACCAACUGGUGUGAUGGGACUUCCUCAAACUGUCGUUGGACCUCAAGGUGGAAUGGUGGGACAGAUGGUCACACCACCACAAAAUAAGUAUGGAUUGCAACAAAACCAACAAGCUCAAUGGAACCUCUCUCAGAUGAAUCAGCAAAUGGCUGGAAUGAACCUCAGCAGUUCCAGCAACGUGAUGGGCUUUGGGCAGCCCCCCAGCACAGCCGCAGGAUGGACUGGAAGCUCCUCUGGCCAGACUCUCAGCACACAACUGUGGAAAUGAAAGUUGCAAUAGAAAUCUUUCCCAGAACAGCCACCUAACAUUCCUUGUUUAAAUACAUUUACUUUUGCUGUUCCUUCCAUGUACAUAUAUAUUCUUUUUCUUUUUCCCCAGCUGUUCAGAUUAAGGAUAUAACUGACUGACCGUGUUGUGGUCUAUAUUGAUUUAAAUUUGAUGUAGUGAAAAGCAGAUCAAAUAUAUUUAUACAUCAUUGGAAGCAUUUUCAUACAAUGCAUAUGAUUUCAUAGACCAUAUUAAGAAGCUGCUUAACCACAUACUGAUUUUUUCCCUCAAAAUUCUAGAUCAAAUGUUUGCAUAUAAGGGAUGUAGCUAUCAUGUUAGUAAUACUCAAAAAUAUGAACCCCAACUCCCCCAAAAUUACCCAGUAAUCCUGUAGAAGGUACUGUAUGAACAAAUGUUUAAUCAUAUAUAAAUAGAAUGUAAAUGUAUCACUGAGCAAUGUUUUCUAGUGUAUCAAACAAAUUUUGUUUCAUCAUACAUUUCACUGUGAUGUUGUUAUGGUGUGCAUAACAGGGAAUGUGGUUAUUGAAAGAAAGAUAAACCUGGAUGUUACUGUAGUUCUACAAAUCAAUAGUUUAUUCUUCUAAAGAUGAGCACUUGAUGCAUUUGAGUUUCCUGUGGUAAAGUCUCUGACCUGGCUCAGGAGGCAAGCGCACAGUGUUAAAAGAGAACUGACAGCACAAUAUGCAUUCAAGGUAACUCAGUGUGAACAGAUAUAUUUUGUCUUGCAGACAGAUCCAGGUUUAUGACAGUGAUUGUGUUUACAUUUUAUGGUGCCUCGUAAUGAUAAAAUGUUAUUUCCCUAUAUUAAAAGGAUAAAUCCGUAAA